AUGAAGUUUGUUUAUGUGUUGGCUGGCUGGGAAGGUUCAGCGUCAGAUGGUAGAGUGCUGAGAGAUGCAAUGGAUAGAGAUGACUCUUUCAAAGUUCCAAAUGGAAAAUACUACCUAGUAGAUGCUGGAUACACGAAUGGUCCAGGCUUCUUCGCUCCAUUUAGGAAUACAAGGUAUCACUUGAAAGAGUGGGCUGCCAAUGGGAAUAAUCCAGAAACUCCACAAGAGCUCUAUAACCUGCGGCAUGCAAUUGCUAGGAACGUAAUUGAGAGGAUUUGGGCUCUUAUAAAGAUGAGAUGGGCUACUCUAAGGGCUAGUUCAUUUUUUGGAAUAAAAAAUCAGAUUCGAGUAAUCAAUGCUUGUUGCAUAUUGCAUAACUUCCUAGCUGAUAGGCAAAGAGAGAUGGAUGAUGUGAUGUUGCAAGCGGUAGAUAAUCAGCUAAAUAAUGUCGUCAUUGAUGUGGAUGAACCCGACAUGAUUACCCACAUUGAGAUGACGAAUGAGUGGAACAACAGGAGAUUGACCCUAGCUAAUCAGAUGUGGGCUGAUUAUCAAGCUAGGCAUGGACAAGCUUGA
Molecule: messenger RNA, 576 nt
Organism: Lolium perenne
Lineage: Eukaryota; Viridiplantae; Streptophyta; Magnoliopsida; Poales; Poaceae
Product: protein ALP1-like
Source: RefSeq, a predicted model, not a curated record